This is a messenger RNA of Scatophagus argus, 9146 nucleotides long. Its product is annotated as trafficking regulator of GLUT4 1. Gene Ontology annotation, cellular component: membrane. The record is from RefSeq and is a predicted model, not a curated record. Bases 3873 to 4535 code for a protein of 220 amino acids. The transcript has 5 exons. NCBI's taxonomy places the organism in Eukaryota, Metazoa, Chordata, Actinopteri, Scatophagidae.
UGAAGUGUGUUGGCAAGUAAACAAACCUGGAUUUAAAAGGCGUUUAGUUCUGGUGUAAACAUGACUUUAGUUUGUUUACAAGAAAACUCCACUGGACGCGUGUCUUUGACUGGUCACUUAUUUUGAAAAUAUACCCCCGGACCGCUGCUGUCCAAUCACGUGAGCCUUGGUGCUGGGACGGGCCGAUUUAACUGGGUAGACUGAUACCCAGACUGGUAGUUUUGCAGUUUUUCGCUGCGACCACUAGAGGGCAGUGGACUCUGAUGAAGUGAACAGUCCUGUGGUGAGGUUCACAUCCUCACGGUGACCACCAGGGGGCAGCAAACACAAGCGAGAGACAGCAUCCCAGUCACAGUUAGCACUUUCUGUCCAUAAAACAUUCACAGUCCUAGCGUUUGCCUCCAUCUUGUUUGUCAAAGUGUAUGAUUGAUGAUUAAUAUUCAAACCCAACAGUCAUACUGACAUGAACGUCUUUAUGCAAACCUCCUGGCGUCAGUACUGAUGAGAAUGAAUAUCUGCGUUGUUCCCAGUGGACUGUGUGGUUGUAACUGGUGCAUUGUUGGGAUUGUGCUCCAUCAGCAGAAACACAGCAGGAUGGAGACAGAAAAAAGCUGCAGAAAGUUAACCACAGUACACCAAGACAAUGCAGGAAAUGGGAUCACGAUUCACCAAAAUAAGAGCAUGACUAUCACGUGCUUCUAUACAAGUAAUCAGAAGUAACUGUAAUACUGUAAUAAGUAUCAUUUUUUUGUGUGUGUGUUUGAACGGUACACACACACACACACACACACACACAGAAAUCUCUCUGCAAAAGCUCCCAUUGGACUUUUAUUUUGAAAGCACUGCUUUUAUCUUCGCUUAGCUUCACACUGCUGGAAGAUGGAGAGGAAAGAAGCUACUGUGCUGCACACACACACACACACACACACAGUCUUAAAGCACCCCUCCCUUUCCUUUCACCUCUUGCAGUAGAACAGACUGAGCUGCUGCACCAACAUCCACUGCUCUGCAUCACCUGAAGUCAGCUGUGUUACACAAAGCCGACAGCCUAAAGAGCCGCCCCACCAUUUUCCAAAGAUCAGACAGGGUGUUUCUUCCUGUUCCUAUUCUGCAUCUGAUUUUUUUUAUUUUUCACUGCUCACACUCCUGGACUGUACCUCCCGCACCUCCUGCAGAGACACCAUGAACAUCACCCUGCAGCUUCCUGUAGACUAGGACCAGAUUCUUCUAGAAGAGCAGGAGGAAUUCUGUCAUGUUGGUGGUGUUGCAGCCUUUCACACGUUUUCUGCAGCUGGAGUUUCAAUCAGCAAGCAGAAGCCGUUUGUCCUUAAUGAAGCACUCAAAGGCUUAUCCAGACUGAUGUUUUCAACACUUUGUGAGAAGAUCCUGACGAGCUGUUUGAAGGGGAGAAUCAGGAGUUUGAAUCGAGUGGUGAACGGCUUGACUUUUCAUUUCAGAGAGGAGAUGAAGUAAGCCACAGAUGGUUUGUUUUAUUGUGGACUGAAGUGUGUGAAGCUCCACUAACAUGGCUGCUCUGUGGUCAAAGUGUGUGUGUGUGUGUGUGUGUGGUGAAGCUGAGGCAGAGAGGGACAAACACACACAUUUUAAAGCUCUUUUUGAUCCUGUUCCUCCUCCCACCACAGUCUUGUUCAGCAGCUGCAGGUUAGCUUAAAGUUGGAGGUGUCCAGGUGUGCGAUGGAGCUCAGUGAUGCUGCUGAUGACCAGAAAACCAGCAAGUGGACCACCGUGAGCCCCGAUGUGACUGAAGGAGUCAGCCGUGAUGACUGCACAUCAUUUCACUCCUGGACACUCAAACAUUAAUGCCGUAGUGUUCAUAAUAAUGAUAAUAAUUUUGUUUUUGCACAUUUAGAAUCUGCCCAAGCUGCUCUGUGAUCAGAUUGUUUUCUUGAUUCCAGCUCGUCGCUCGUCUCGUUUCGACGUACUGACACUCGGGAGGAAGACUCGAACAAGUUUGCACUGAAAGCGGUCGGAUUAUUCUCAUCCUUAUGCUCAAAUCUUUUACUUCUCAGACUCAGUGAUGAGCCAAAACCACUUGAUAAGAUGAACUGGCAGACUCAAUGUCCAAAAUAUUGUUUUUGGUGGUGCUAAUUAAAUGCAUAAGUCCUGGACACAUGUUUGUCCCAUCCAUCCCGGGACACCAACAGACUGAAUCAGGAUGACACUGACCAGCCAUUAUCCAGUAUUUAAUAACAGGUCUGUAUCAAGUCAAUACAUCAGCUAACUAAUGGUCUGACCGCAGCAUGAAAUAAACAUCAUCAAGCUCGGAGUCAUUACGCUGCUGCUGCAGAGCUAAAAACAACAGACUGAUGGCUCUAAUGGCCGUCUCUUCCUGCUAAUUUUCCCUCCUGACUCCUGAGUGUCCGACGCGGCUCGAUGCUGCUAAUUCUGCCUCUUACUGCAAAAAGAAGCCAAGAAACUGCAGCUUAAUUGCUGUUUAGGCCCGCAGCCCUUCAGCGAUCCUCCAGGGUUUCAUUCAGGACCUGUCAGCUCCGCUUCAGCUCUGAAUGUCACCAGGAAUGAAAAGGGGGAUAAAAUCCCCAAACUUCACCUGCCAGCUGAGUCUUUAUGUGAGACGAAGGCUUUUUGCUUGCGUAAAGACGUCAUUUCAGUUCAUUUUAGUAAAGUUUUCUAUUCAACAGGGAAAAUGUCUUCUUCUUGGUUCUCUUUGUCAAGCCUGUAGAUCCCAGUCAGCGUCUGGUUUGGACUGAGAUAGUCUGCGUCCUCAGCUGGUUGAACCCUCCGUCUUGUUUUUUGGAUAUUUUUCUGAUUCAGACAACUUAAAGAUGUCUAAAACAGUGAGACUGGUCACAGACAGCAAUUCCUGAACAACGUCGUGUUGUUUCACCUUCCUGCUCACAUCUGUGGCUGAUUACAAUCAAAACUCCAUAAAACCUCAAACCAUCAGUGACCAGCAGGACUCAAAUCAAAUCCAGACUGAGCUCGUGUCCACCUACAUAGAAGACCAGGAGCCAGAAAGCUCAGCAGCUGCUCAGAGAAGCUCGUUGAGUCACUGCAGCAGAUCACUGACCUCCGGCCCACACAAGGAUCCGCCUGAUUUAAAUCAUGUGCUCGAGGCAACAACAACGUUCUUCUUCCUGCUCCCGUUGCUUCCGCCGCUCAUCAAAGUGAGAGCAGAUCGGCAUUUCAAAGCGAUCUCGUCAGCUGUUGUGAAGCUCUCAGCUGACUCACACAGGGUUAAAGUUGCAUUGAAAGUUUGUUUGGAAGCGUUUCCAUCCACCUGCUUUGUGAAGGGAAGUUUUCAGUGUGUGAGGAGCUGGUGUAUCAUUAAAAACAAACAGCAGCACACUGAUACAUGAAACUAACACACAUGCCAGCAUGUUUUCCGCUUGGCUUUCUGUCAUUCGAGCUCUUUCAGUGGAGAACAAGUUGCACCUCCCGUCCACCUCAAACAACCAGCUGAACCCGCUGAUUGUUUGUUCACAUUUUCUUUUGCCCUAUUUCUCAAGUAAAAAACUUAAUUCACUUCCAUUUGAAGCCAGUUUCUGUUUUUUUACUGCUGGGGAUCAGCUGUAGUUUGGUCCAAAAAUCUGCGAGUGUCUUUGGAUCUGAUUUUGUCCUUCACUGAAAGCUGCACAGAGACAGUCAGUUCUCAUCGGGAUCAGCAGGACUUUCUGCUCACAUGGAAGCUUUUCUUUAGAGUUGGCAUCAAAGUGGAGUUUGGCUUCUUUCAAUGCUGUCCAUUUCUAUACUGUUGUUGACUGUUUAAAUAUUUAAAUCGACCAUCUGGUGUUUCGGCCGCCAAAUACUAAAGCCUCCAUGUCUUUGAUUCAUUUCAGAGCUCACCCUGCCCUCAGCUUGUCUUCAACACUUAGUUUUGUCUUCACCGUCUGAUGGCCACCAGUUCCAACGUCGCCCAGCCAUUCAGCAACAUGGAGGAGUCCCAGCAUCCAGACCAGCCAAUCAGCACGCAGCAGGAUGGAGAAGCCGACCACACCACCGUCACUUCUCAACCGGUCAGCGCAGAGCAGGAAGCCCCGCCCCCGACGGCAGAACAGCCACAGGAGGACAAGAACAUGGACCACCUGUCGGUGAUCAGCGACAACGUGGAGACCAGUAACGGCCUCGGUCCCGUGAUGGUUGACUCGUCUCCCACAGUGUCCUCCGUGUCGCCCAAACUGCACGCUAAGCCAGGCGGUCACGCUAACGGUCGGCCUGGCCUGAGCAGCCGGUCCGGCUCGGUGGCGGCGGGCUCGCCCAGGCCUUCGCUUACCCGACAGCCUAGUGCCAUCACAGAAGCCCCUGCAGAUGGGUCCAAGCCCAGGGACUACCUGAUCCUGGCCAUCCUGUCCUGUUUCUGCCCGCUGUGGCCCAUCAACAUCGUCGCCCUCACCUUCUCCGUGAUGUCCCGAAACAGUCUGCAGCAAGGCAACGUUGACGGAGCUCGCCGUUUGGGCCGCAAUGCCAUGGUUCUGUCCGUCGUCUCCAUCUUAGGUGGGAUCGCCAUCAUCACCGCCGCCAUCGCCCUCAACUGGGGCCUCAUAUUAAAAUCCUGAUUAAAGUCAUCUGGAAUGACGAGGCCGACUUCACGACAUCUGACCGACGCGACACCUUUCCCUCUGAUUUCCUGAAGCACUAUUGUUCUCGAGCACCCGCACCAGAUAAAACAAGUCUGUUCCUGUACUUUGCUAUUGUUUCUUGCUGCACGACGAGCAUGAUCUGCCUGACGCUCUACCUCUGACACGACCAACCAACCAUCCAACCAACUAACCAACCGACCCGCUGCUGACACCAACGCCCGCUGGAAAACGACAAAAGGAUGGACGCCAAAUUUCAUUCUGUGGUAGCAGCUCAUCUCCUCCUCAGACCACUUUCUCUCACUGAUGAACACGUGUGUCUGUUAUCAUGGAAAUGGACACUGUCUAAUGGGAUUAUUGUGAUCUCUACUUGAGUCUCCGCAGUCCAGUAUGGUGCAGACUUGAGGACUUGUCGUUCACUUUUUGAUGCCAAAACUGAGGAAGUGAAGCUGGGACAUAAUGCUGCUGCGAUCGUUCAACAGGAAGUGGAGACGAAUGAACGGUUCAGAGAGAAGACACACACAGACUGACCUGUUUUCUGGGAAAAGGUGGACUGUUUCUUCAUCCAUCUGUUCCUGUUCCUGUUUCUGACACACACGACAUAAAGGUGGACGCGUCCUGCUGCUCGACGUCUUCUUCUGUGGUUGAUGUUCCACUAACACCAGGUUUUCUUCCAACCUUUACAACAAGUGUUUUGUGUUUUACUGGCCAAAUGCUGAAUAAAUUAGUAUCUACAACAGGCUGAGUUACACCAACAACAGUUAACUUUUAACUUUUCAGUUAAAGUUUAAAGUUUAACAGGCCAAAGUUAAAGGACAAAGCUGUCCAUAUUCUAUACUUUUCUUAUUCAGUCAGUAAAUGUGAAGACUCAAGCCACCAACGUUUUAGUCCGUCCCAUCUGUGAUCUCGGCUCCAGGCCCACUGGUUCCUGCUGAAUAGUUAAAAACAUCUCUCAGAUCAGUUUCUUUUUAAAGCAGAACCAUCGCCUUCUGCGUGUUUGCCUCUCAGUCAAAAAAGCUUGCCAAUUCAACUCAGUUCAGUUUUUUAUGUAGCUGCAAAUCACAACAGAAGUUGUCUCAAUACACAUUCCAGUUAGAGCAGGUCGAGACCAAGCUGGAGCUCCGUGACAAACUGCUGAAAAGGUUCUCUUCUAACGCUGAAUGUUUAGCUGUCGUUACAAAGGCCGAUGGAUGCCGAAUGACGUUUUCUUGCCCCUGGAAGAGAACCUGGAAGUGGUUUGUGUUCUGGUUUUAAACCUCUUAAACCAAUAUCUGUCUGUUGCAAUAUCGCAUUUGUUAAGGCUGCUGAAACAGAAAGAUUACGAUGAUAUUAUUACAUCUUUGAAUUACAUCUAAUUCAGCUGGAGACAUCCCUCCACUCUGCCGUCAUUUCUUGCUCUCAGCUAUCUAUACAAUUGAUGACUAUGUACUUUAUAAUAUAUAAUACUUUAUAAUUAUAUACUUUGGCUCUCUCUAACUCUAUGAGAGAUAGAGGUUGUGACGAGAGAGAUAAAGUCUGCGUUGUGGAGUCGGCUGUGGUUGUUGGGAUGUUUAAGUGCAAGUUAAUUUUGACCAGUUGGUUGUUGUUGGGCAGGGCUUUGCUAAGGCGGGUUGUUAACAGUAAACCUGUGCCAAACUGCAGAGUGUGUGCCAGCCCUUUGAGAUGUAUGCACUAACAGACUCUGUGGCCACAUGCACAAAAUAAGUUGUUGUUUUGGAACCAAAUCAGUCACUUCUCCUACUAUAAUCUGUGCAUGUUUACAGUAUUUAUUACAGGACACUUUUACAUAAGACUGUAGCCUCAUUUAGCUGGAGAGCUAACUGAGUAGCACUUUGUAAAUAAAUACAACUAUGAGAAAUCGUAACAUGUCCGCCCAGUGAAGACAUCUCCUUUCUCUCUUUGCGUUGUCAUGGAGACGUGACUGACUUACCACCAAAAAUGCACAUAACUUUUUAAAACAUGUUGCUGCCGUGAAAGCUCUGCUCGACACAUUGGAAUUUUGCACCAAUCAGAUGGCGUCUUUGUGCAGAGGUGAGGUCAGGUGAGGUCAGGCUCAGAAGUGGGGGAGGAAGGGAGACUCCUGUCAGGUCACCUCCACCUGGCUCACACCGUCACUUCACUCACUCCUGUGAUGUAUGUAGCAUGCCUGUUUACAAAUCAUAUUAUGCAACCAAAUGGUACCAGCUCAAUGUCAGUAUGAAUGCUAGCUUCCCUGAUUUUGCUCUGAUUGUGUACUUGUACACAUCUUUGUGUAUGAAAUUUGCUUGCGCUACCUCUCAGAGUUGCCUACAGUGUUUUAUCAAUGCGCCUCACAUUGUUUCACGUUGAUUUGAACUGACUGUUAAAUCCCUUGCGCUGUUUGUUUUGCUCUUAAGUGUUACUGUUGGAGGUUUUCACUGCUAACUGCUCUGUAAGAACCCAGCUGUUCUGAGGAACAUGUCUGGUAACCGAUGAAGACGUUUAGUGAGAUUUCAGAUGAUACAAGAGCAGAGAAGCACUAAGAUAAGUUAAUCCUUUAUUGGUCCCACAGUAUCCGAGACUUUUUAUAUGAAAUUCAAGCUGCCAUUACAAUGUGGUAAAAGUGAAAUAUUACCAACUCAAAAUUCACAUGAUGAAAUAAUCUCUCAAUAAUGAGUCAUCUAAUUUACUGUGAAUUUAGCCAACUCUCAUAGUUAGCAGUGAACAGAGGCUAGGCUAUCGUUGUUAGCUAACACAUCAUAGAGGAAACUGGCUAGCCGAACCGAAACUGUCCCAAGUGAACACUAACUGUAACUCCUAAUUGUCACAGUAGGAUAAUCUGUUUUUGCGGCUUGUAUAAAACAAAAAAAUCUAAAUACUUUACUGUACUAACGGUGGACUGUUCUUGUUCUUUUAACUUAGCAAAGUAAGCUAGCUAGCGGUGCAGAACAGAUGAUGGCGACAUAAAACCAACUGAAACGUAAUCUGUUGGGUUUGACACAGAAAAAUCCUCAGUUACUUUGUGAAAUGUAAUGAGACUGUUAACUUGUAAUGUUAGCUUGUCAUCGUGGCGCCAAAAACACACAGAACAACAUAAUUUAUCAAAGUAGCUGUUCUUGAAAGGAGAAAGCUGCCUCCUAACAAUCCUAAAAGAGAAAGUGAAAACAUGACAUUAAUUCACUAUGAAAGGCAUUCACUUUGAAUUAAUGGUCUUUCUCAAAUUUUACGGUCUCAUUUCAGCAACAGCUCAUGCUUAAUUAAAACGUCAUAAAUAGGACAAAAUAAAAUUCAUAUCAAACAUGUAAUGGAGAACCAGACCUGACGUGUUAAAAUGUGAACAUAUUUGAAGCUAUAUCAGUUAAUUCAAGCUCAUGAUUAACUGAAUUAAAUUAAAAGUCUGAUUUAGCACUUUUUCAAACUAAAUUUCGGAACAAAACAAGCAGAGUUUCCUUCAACAGACUGUGAAGGUGCAUUAGGAGCUGUAGAUGGGAACAGGAUCAGUCCUAUAGCACAGUGGUAAAUAUAACACAGAGAGAUGCCUUGACUUUAAUUAUUGAGUGGAAAUUCAGAAAAUCUUUGGUGGAACUUCUCAUUUCAAACACAGUUUACUGUACAGAUGUGUAACUGUUGUAUUUUGUGAAGUCCAGUUCAUUUGAAUCCUCUCGUGAGAGUUCAUUUGGUUUCACUCCUGUCUAUCAUUUCUUUUGUAGACGCUCUUUCGGCACCUGAUUAUCUUGGUAUUUUUAUAUUUCUACCCCCCAUUCUCCUGAUCUCUUUUGUAUUUACGUGAUAAUUUACUGUUUGUGAUGCUCGGUAUAAUCUGCUUCCUGACUGCUUUUUAUAAUUGCAAGGUGGGGAGAGGACGCUGUAAGCAUGAGUAGACCAACUUUAUUAUGUCUUUCUCUUAUUGCUGAUUACUGUUUCCUGACACUGGACUCUUUUUGUGCCUGUGCAUGCCUUAAAUUGACUGCUUUAUGAAGCAUACAGAAUGAGUAUGGGUGUACACAAUGCAUUUAUCAAAGACACUAUUGAUCUUGACUACUGAUGUUGAGUAUCUGCUUGUGUUUGAAGGGAAUAAAACCCAGUUAAAUACGUCUUCCUCUGAGUCUGCAGGCUCAUGAAUCAGACUGAAGGUAAUUAAACACCAGGACCUUUUUGGAUGGGACACUCAGUGGAGAUUAAAUUCAUGUGAUGUUACAUUUAGAGCCAUCACUAACUACAUAAUCACAGCUCUGUCGGAGGGAAACAGAAUAUUGUUUUCAGUCACAAGACCAUAAGGGAGUCACUAAAGUCAGUAGGAUUCAUUCUGCGGUGACAUUAAAUGUCUGUAUCAGAUUUAACACGGGGCUGCCGACCGCCACGCACCGAGCCUGACGAGGCUGAGCCAUCACUUGAACCAGGCUUUAAUGUACAUCCAGUGUAAAGACAUGUGCAUCAGAUCAAACACACACUGUCACCCGGGAGACUGAAGUUUGCAUCCCACGUGAAAGGAAACAUGACUUUUCUGAAGCAAAAUAACUGAAUAUUAGUAGAUAAUAUAAUGUGGAUCUUACAACAACCUCAUUGGCUUUCUAUGAUACGAUAACACCGAACUGUCAAAGUCUUUCUACUGACAUCCAACAUGUUGAAGCU